This is a messenger RNA of Ambispora gerdemannii, 168 nucleotides long. The record is from the annotation of a GenBank genome assembly. Lineage: Eukaryota; Fungi; Glomeromycota; Glomeromycetes; Archaeosporales; Ambisporaceae.
AAAUAUAAGAGACCAUCAGUUCUUGUAUUCGAUAAGAUAAGCAUUCUCGAUAAAACUCUUACAAAAAUUAUCGAUCUUCUUCAAGAAAAUGCUAAAGAAGUCACUGAUACUUUGAAAUAUGUCAUAGUAUUUGUCACUAGCGAAGGAUCAGUCCCGAAAAGAAUGAGA